UUACGCAGUCCGUAGCGUCCUUUACUGCAACAGCACGCAUCGUCUCCAUUGCCAUCUUCGCCCCCGUGACCCCGUCUCGUCUCGGCUUCCUCGCCUCCGCAUCCGCACCCGCCGUGCACGAGCGGAGCUCGCCACCGCCGUCUCAGCAUCGGAACGCGAGCCCUGAUCCCACGCCGGAAGUACUGGUGUAAGCGCAGCGGCGGCCAUGGCGAGGUGGCGGCCGGCGGCGCUGCUGGCGGUGGCGCUGGCGGCGGUUCUGGCGGCGGCGUGGCGGGCGGAGGCGCUGUCGGUGACGGUGACCGACACCGAGUGCAUCCACGAGUUCGUGCCCUAUGAGGGCGACACCGUGUCGGGGAACUUCGUCGUCAUCGAUCACGACAUCUUCUGGGGCUCCGACCACCCCGGAAUCGACCUCACGGUAACUUCACCAGGUGGUAACACUGUACAUACAUUGAAGGGGAAAUCUGGUGACAAAUUUGAGUUUAAAGCUCCGAGGGGUGGAUUGUACAAGUUUUGCUUCCAUAAUCCAUAUGGAUCACCUGAAACUGUUUCUUUCUACAUUCAUAUUGGGCACAUACCCAAUGAGCACAACUUGGCAAAAGAUGAGCACUUGGACCCUAUCAAUGUGAAAAUUGCUGAGCUGCAGGAAGCAUUAGAAUCCGUCACUGCCGAGCAGAAGUACCUAAAAGCACGUGAUGCUCGUCACCGUCACACAAAUGAAAGCACCAGAAGGCGUGUCAUGUUCUACACGAUGGCAGAGUACCUAGCUUUCAUGGCUGCUAGCGCAUUGCAAGUCGUCUACAUCCGCCGCUUGUUCAGUAAAAACGUGGGUUACAAUAGAGUGUAGGAUGCCCCUCUACUCCAAGCAUCGAUGGAAGCAGCACAUGCUUGGAACGGGAAAUAUUUUCUGCCAAUUUGACAAGUUGUAGCCCUGCACCCACAUUUUCUUUUUUUCCUUUUGUUAGUCUAUAACUAACACUUUUUAAUUUAUCGUCCUGUACUUUUAGCAACUCUUGUGAGAUGUGAAUUGCAUUUGUUGCUGAACAUAGAUCCAUAAUUUAUCUUCUGAGGAUUGACGCAAAAGCAAGAGUACUGUUAAUGUUCUAUUA
Messenger RNA from Phragmites australis (common reed), 1109 nucleotides. RefSeq names its product transmembrane emp24 domain-containing protein p24beta3-like. Gene Ontology annotation, biological process: endoplasmic reticulum to Golgi vesicle-mediated transport; Golgi organization; intracellular protein transport. Gene Ontology annotation, cellular component: endoplasmic reticulum; Golgi apparatus; endoplasmic reticulum-Golgi intermediate compartment. NCBI's taxonomy places the organism in Eukaryota, Viridiplantae, Streptophyta, Magnoliopsida, Poales, Poaceae. The record is from RefSeq and is a predicted model, not a curated record. The coding region runs from base 206 to 847 and encodes 213 amino acids. The transcript is spliced from 4 exons.